This is a messenger RNA of Aspergillus niger, 270 nucleotides long. RefSeq lists its product as uncharacterized. Bases 1 to 270 code for a protein of 89 amino acids. The record is from RefSeq and is a predicted model, not a curated record. The transcript is spliced from 4 exons. Lineage: Eukaryota; Fungi; Ascomycota; Eurotiomycetes; Eurotiales; Aspergillaceae.
AUGGACAUGCUAAAGAUAUUGCUAUUGGGGCCCGAGGGCGGGCGUGAUGAGGCUAAUAUUAAAGAUAUUUAUGGUUUAUAUAAGCUAGUACCGGUUAGGGUGAGAGAACAACCUAGGGGAGUUGCUACCACAAGGCUAAAAAGACCAUCAUUACCCGCAGCUACCUGCGGACCCCUAGAAUCCUGCUUAUAUAGACAUGUAUACACGGGAGCAGGUGGUAUCUCACCACUUAGGCCACCCCUCGGGGUAGUAACCUAUGAUAAUAUGUAA